CUUGGGAGCAGAGCGCACCCCUGGAGCCCCGGGAAGACUCUCCGUGCGCUCCCGGACCCCCGCUGCUCUCCGUGCGCUGCAAGCUCCUCGGGCUCCUCUGGCCCUUGGCGCUGGUCGGCCUCUUAGACCCCUUUGCUCUGCACCCUGUGCGACCACCUCCCCAUGGGGCCUCUCUGAGCCUCUUCCCCUGCUGCCUGCGUCUCCGUCCUCUCCUCUCUGCCUCUGGCUUCACGCCGGGUCUCCGUUUCUAGCUGCCUGUCGCUGUCUGUCUCUGUGGCUGUCAUUCCUUUGUUCUGUCUCCUGCCGUAUCUGUGGAGGAUUCCUUGUGGCUGGGUCCCUACCCUUCCCUUCGCCUCCGAAGCUUGUGUUUCUGUGUCCCUUAGGGCCUGUCAGACCCUUCUGCCCAGAGCCAUCUGGAGAGUCAGGACUGGGGCAAUGGCAGUGCCCAGACUGUGGCCGCGGGCGGCAUGUCUGCUUGUGAUCCUCCUGUCCUUGGGAUCUGGCCUGGACACACUAGAGGUGUGCCCCAGCCUGGACAUCCGCUCAGAGGUGGCAGAGCUGCGGCGGCUGGAGAACUGCAGUGUGGUGGAAGGCCACCUGCAGAUCCUGCUCAUGUUCACGGCCACCGGCGAGGACUUCCGUGGCCUCAGCUUCCCGCGCCUCACUCAAGUCACCGAGUACUUGCUGCUCUUCCGUGUCUACGGCCUGGAGAGCCUGCGUGACCUCUUCCCCAACCUAGCGGUCAUCCGCGGCGCCCGCCUCUUCCUGGGCUACGCGCUAGUCAUCUUUGAGAUGCCACACCUGCGGGACGUGGGGCUGCCCGCCCUGGGGACUGUGCUUCGUGGAGCCGUGCGCGUGGAAAAAAACCAGGAGCUCUGCCACCUCUCCACCAUUGACUGGGGCCUGCUGCAGCCUUCCCCCGGCGCCAACCACAUCGUGGGCAACAAGCUGGGCGAGGAGUGUGCCGAUGUGUGUCCCGGGGUGCUGGGCGCCACUGGCGAGCCCUGUGCCAGGACCACCUUCAGUGGGCACACCGACUACAGGUGCUGGACCUCCAGCCACUGCCAGCGAGUGUGCCCCUGUCCCCACGGGCUGGCCUGCACAGCUGGGGGUGAGUGCUGCCACAUCGAAUGCUUGGGGGGCUGCAGCCAGCCGGAUGACCCCAGUGCCUGCGUUGCCUGCCGCCACUUCUACUUCCAGGGCACCUGCCACCAGGCCUGCCCUCCAGGCACCUACCAGCAUGAGUCGUGGCGCUGUGUCACAGCCGAGCUCUGUGCCAGCCUGCGCUCUGUGCCCAGCCUCCCCUCCACCUUUGGUAUCCACCAGGGCAGUUGCCUGGCCCAGUGCCCUCCAGGCUUCACCCGUAAUGGCAGCAGCAUCUUCUGCCACAAGUGUGAGGGGCUGUGCCCCAAGGAGUGCAAGGUGGGCACCAAGACGAUCGACUCCGUCCAGGUGGCACAAGACCUGGUGGGCUGCACCCACGUGGAGGGGAGUCUCAUCCUCAAUCUUCGCCAGGGCUACAACCUGGAGCAGGAGCUGCAGCACAGCCUGGGGCUGGUGGAGACCAUCACUGGCUUCCUCAAAAUCAAGCACUCCUUUGCCCUCGUGUCCCUGGGCUUUUUCAAGAACCUCAAACUAAUCCGGGGAGAUGCCAUGGUGGAUGGGAACUACACUCUGUACGUGCUGGACAACCAGAACCUGCAGCAACUGGGGUCCUGGGUGGCGGCGGGGCUCACCAUUCCCGUGGGCAAGAUCUACUUCGCUUUCAACCCACGCCUCUGCUUGGAGCACAUUUACCACCUGGAGCAGGUGACCGGCACGCGGGGGCGGCAAAACAAGGCGGAGAUCAACCCCCGGACCAACGGAGACCGCGCCGCCUGUGAGGCCCCACAACAGCAAUCCUGGGUUGAUUCAGAGAGAAGGGGGCUGCUAGAAGUUGGGGGUGGGGUGUUCAGCCCGUUCCAGAACGCCACGGAGCACAUAGGUCCAGAUGCCUGUGGGGCCCAGAGCUGGAACCUGCUAGAUGUGGAGCUGCCCCUGAGCCGCAACCAGGAGCCAGGGGUGACCUUGGCCCCCCUCAAGCCCUGGACACAGUACGCAGUGUUUGUGCGGGCCAUCACGCUGACCACUGCUGAGGACAGCCCCCACCAAGGAGCCCAGAGCCCCAUCAUCUACCUCCGAACCCUGCCUGCAGCGCCCACCGUUCCCCAAGACGUCAUCUCCACGUCCAACUCCUCCUCCCACCUGCUGGUGCGCUGGAAGCCACCGACCCAACGGAAUGGCAACCUCACCUACUACCUGGUGCUGUGGCAGCGCCUGGCAGAAGACAGCGACCUCUACCUCAAUGACUACUGCCACCGCGGCCUGCGGCUGCCCACCAGCAACAGCGACCCCCGCUUCGACCAGGAAGACGGGGAACUCGAGGCGGAGAUGGAGCCCGGCUGUUGCCCGUGCCAACACCCACCUCGGGGGCAGGUCUUGCCGCCACUGGAGGCGCAAGAGGCCUCGUUCCAAAAGAAGUUUGAAAACUUUCUGCACAACGCCAUCACCAUCCCCAAAUCCCCCUGGAAGGUGACGUCCAUCAAUAAGAGCCCUCAAAGGGACUCCUCCGGGAGGCACCGCCGCGCCUCCGGGGACCUCCGACUCGGGGGAAACAGCUCAGAUUUCGAGAUCCGGGAGGACAAAGUGCCCCGAGAGCGAGCAGUGCUGAGUGGCCUGCGCCACUUCACGGAGUACCGCAUCGACAUCCAUGCCUGCAACCACGCCGCGCACGCUGUGGGCUGCAGCGCCGCCACCUUCGUCUUUGCGCGCACCAUGCCCCACAGAGAGGCUGAUGGUAUCCCAGGGAAGGUGGCCUGGGAGGCGGCCAGCAAGAGCAGUGUCCUCCUGCGCUGGCUGGAGCCGUCGGACCCCAAUGGACUUAUCCUCAAGUACGAGAUCAAGUACCGCCGCUUGGGAGAGGAGGCCACAGUGCUGUGUGUGUCCCGCCUGCGAUAUGCCAAGUUUGGGGGCGUCCACCUGGCCCUGCUGCCCCCAGGAAACUACUCCGCCAGAGUGCGGGCAACCUCACUGGCUGGCAACGGCUCCUGGACGGAAAGUGUCGCUUUCUACAUCCCUGGCUCAGAGGAGGAAGACUCCGGGGGGCUGCACCUUCUCACUGUCACCCCCGUGGGACUCAUGCUGCUCAUCAUUCUUGCUGCCCUUGGUUUCUUCUACAGCAAGAAGAGAAACAGGACCCUCUAUGCCUCUGUGAAUCCAGAGUACUUCAGUGCUUCUGAUGUGUACAUCCCUGACGAGUGGGAGGUGCCUCGGGAGCAGAUCUCCAUAAUUCGGGAACUGGGCCAGGGCUUCUUCGGGAUGGUAUAUGAGGGGCUGGCACAAGGACUUGAGGCUGAAGAGGAGACCACACCUGUGGCCCUGAAGACGGUGAAUGAGCUGGCCAGUCCACGAGAACGCAUUGAGUUCCUCAAGGAAGCCUCUGUCAUGAAGGCAUUCAAGUGUCACCAUGUGGUGCGUCUCCUGGGUGUGGUGUCCCAGGGCCAGCCGACUCUGGUCAUCAUGGAAUUAAUGACUCGCGGGGACCUCAAGAGCCAUCUUCGGUCUUUGCGGCCCGAGGCAGAGAAUAACCCUGGGCUCCCACGGCCAGCACUGGGAGACAUGAUCCAGAUGGCCGGUGAGAUUGCAGAUGGCAUGGCCUAUCUUGCCGCCAAAAAGUUUGUGCACCGAGACCUGGCCGCCCGGAACUGCAUGGUGUCCCAGGACUUCACCGUCAAGAUUGGGGAUUUCGGGAUGACUCGAGAUGUGUAUGAGACAGACUACUACCGCAAGGGCGGGAAGGGGCUGCUGCCCGUGCGCUGGAUGGCUCCCGAGUCCCUCAAAGAUGGAAUCUUUACCACCCACUCGGAUGUCUGGUCCUUCGGCGUGGUGCUCUGGGAGAUCGUGACCCUGGCUGAACAACCCUACCAGGGUCUGUCCAACGAGCAGGUGCUCAAGUUUGUCAUGGAUGGUGGGGUCCUGGAGGAGCUAGAGAGCUGUCCCUUUCAGCUGCAGGAGCUGAUGAGCCGCUGUUGGCAACAGAACCCACGCCUGCGACCAAGCUUCACCCACAUCCUGGACAGCAUUCAGGAGGAGCUGCGGCCUUCCUUCCGCCUCCUUUCCUUCUACUACAGCCCAGAGUGCCGGGGGCCCCGGGCUUCCCUCCUGCCCCCUGAGGCGGAGCCCGACUCCCCACCGUCCCCAAAAGGGGCUUCCUCAGACUGCAGCCCUCAAAACGGGGGUCCGGGGCACCGAGGCGCACUCCCUUCCCUGUCUGAUUGGCCCCCCACGGGCAGAGAGGAAGGGCUCUGACCUUUGUGGCUGAGAGAUGUGCGGGCUUUCAUACCCCCUGACCAUGGGGUGGCCAAGGGAGGGGCAGGCAGCAGGGGCAGGCAAGGUGGGGGGUGGUCAGAGCAGACUCACUGAGUCCUCCCUGAGGAAGGCAGCAAGGUCCCAGCAGGAGCGGAGACGAGGCCCUCACCGAGCCCGUACUCAGACUAAGAAGCGUGGGCCUGUCCACCCCAGAGGUCUUGUUGGGAGAACCCCACCCUCAGCCCUCAGGUCUCUGUGGACAUCUGGGGCCAUCAACACACUUGAAACCAGAUAAGUGACCAGAAUGGGCCUGGACCCUUCUCUGUCCAUGUUUGGGCUGCUGGAAGGAUGGUCCACAUAACUGCCUUUCUCACCACUGCGUGUCACCGCCUACCCUCUGCCUCAGAGCCCAGGGGGAACGGUUCUCAGCCCGGCCCUUAGGCCUGCCCUCACUUCCUCCUCUCCUUUGCCAUCACAGGGAUUUCCAAGCUUGGUGCUCCUCUGUCCUCUUCCCCUGGAAAAUCCCUUGGAGUGAAUCACCCCACCCCUCCCAGUCUCAUCCCCUCAAUCUCCCUCAGACCCUUCGAUUAUUAAGGCUUUAAGAGGUUUGCUUCCUCCCUGCCCUCACUCCUGCCCCCACCCCUCCCCUCUCCGGGGAAGCCACAAUAAAUGCCAAUGUCUGUUUGUACCCUGGUCCCCAGC
Messenger RNA from Myotis davidii, 5049 nucleotides. It is a transcript of the gene INSRR, whose product is annotated as insulin receptor-related receptor. Gene Ontology annotation, cellular component: insulin receptor complex; membrane; axon. The record is from RefSeq and is a predicted model, not a curated record. The transcript is spliced from 21 exons. The coding region runs from base 436 to 4347 and encodes 1303 amino acids. Gene Ontology annotation, molecular function: insulin receptor substrate binding; phosphatidylinositol 3-kinase binding; ATP binding. Lineage: Eukaryota; Metazoa; Chordata; Mammalia; Chiroptera; Vespertilionidae. Gene Ontology annotation, biological process: positive regulation of kinase activity; protein autophosphorylation; multicellular organism development.